Messenger RNA from Porites lobata, 33039 nucleotides. The record is from the annotation of a GenBank genome assembly. NCBI's taxonomy places the organism in Eukaryota, Metazoa, Cnidaria, Anthozoa, Scleractinia, Poritidae.
CGGAGGGUCCCAUGCGAGGGAAAAUAAUGGCUUGAAAAACUAGACUAAACUCACUGAGUGCUGUGCAAAUGUGACCCACAAAACGGCAAAUGCAAGCUCUGUUAGACUGCGUUGACGAAAUAGCCCUAGAUGGCUUGGAUGGUAUGGAAAAAUGCAAUAUUUCAUGGCUUUCCUGUUUAUUGAGGAAGAGGCUUCCAGGCACUGGCUGCAGCCCCUGCUAAACUCUGUUUCUAUCAUAUCAGACAAGGAGUUAAUCCAAAUUAGAGUAUUUGGAUUUUGUCCUUUAGAAAUAUAAUAGACCAUUUAACAGUUGUGGGCUCAGUGCCCCAUGCAGCCUUUGAGUCAACGUGAGGCAAAGUUGACCUUGUUUUGAUACUGUUCAAAUCUCCUUUCCUUUCUUAUGGAAAUUAUGCUGAAAAUACUCGUCAGCAUAAGAACAACUUGAUUUACAUAUGCAUGCAUAUAUAAUAAAGGAGAAAGGGUUGUAUCAAAACAAGGUCAACUCUAGCCCCAUUUCCACCCGUAACUGUGCAAUGGACACCGACUAUUCUGAAACCAUAGUCCAAGCGAUGUUUAUUUAUAAUUUAUUAUGGCUUUCACCUUAGUCACCUGCUAAAACCAUGCUUGCUUGCUUGGCUAAUUUUUGUUGAUUUACCUAGUGCAUCCAAUGCUCAUUUGCUUGCUUAUGUGGAGUUGGUAAUAGUUGAGCUCAAACACACUGAAAGAAGUCUUUUACUGUGCUAGGCAAAAAAAGGCCAUCAUGUUUUCAUGAAUUGACCGAACAGAAAGUGGUGUUUUGAAGAUCUUUGCGGUCAGUUCUUGAAUCAUUUUCUUGGUUUUGGCACGGAAUUUUGAUGGUAAUGUCUGUGAGUUUGUUUUUUGUGGUGUGUUGAAUUUGAAAUAUAAUCAAAAAAUCAAGCCAUCACCUUAUGCCUCUAAAGUAUUGAUCUUUUCCUUUUGAUGGGUGCAUGUGGAAUAGAAAGAAGAAAAACAUGCACUCAAAUGAAUGUCCUUUCUCAUAUCCAAAUCAAGCAAGUUGCUUAUCAUUUUCAGUUUGACAAAGGCUUGCUUACUUACUUUCAAGGAGUUGCUUGAGCUUGGUUGCCUGGCCUCUUAAGCAAGCAUGCUUGGAGGUGGUCUCUAGUGAGGGUGACCAAGGGUUAGUCAAUUCCAAGACAGUUAGUGUAACCACCAGCCCUUCCAACCUCACUCCCAGAUGAGACAAUUGUUCAGGGCAUUUGUCAAGUACAGUAUUAUUUCACCAUGGCAUGUUUGUAAUCAAAGGUCUAGUUGCUAGUGGCACAUUUAUCCUUGUUAAACAUCCUAUUUUCUGCUUCUUUUAAAAAGGAAUACCUACUUUCUCUUCAUGUUUUCCACAAAGUUUUCUAAAUUCUAAAGUGGACCUAUGGUCUUCUUUAUGCAAAAGGAUGCUCUUCUCUCCAAACUCUUCUGCAGUGGCUUUGCUUAUAUUGUACCCUCUCUGCACUAGACUGUUGUUCAUAAAGGGUGGUAAUAUUUGGACAAAAUAUCAAAUCUCCUUAUUGCUUAUGUAUUCAUAUACCCUACAAAGGUAUAGGCUGUACAGUUAAACAAGUUUUCAAUUUACACAAAGCAAUGAAUUAUUGUUCUACAUGAUUCAGCAGCAUUAAGUGUACAAUACCAGUCAUGAUAAAUAUGACUAUACCUGACCAGAGGUCUGUUUUACUUUAUAUUCUUUCACUGGCUGCAAAUAUUUGAACAGAAUGGUUACACUGUAUUCAACUUUAUGCCUUGUUUUGGUCAAUGAACUCUUUGUUUAAAGGCCCAUGUUAACCCAAGCGGCUUUGCGUGCCUGUGUUUUUGUUUUGAAACGCUUCUUUUGUCAAAUUCAGUGUUUUGAUUAGGCAGAGUGUUCACUUUUUUCACACUUGGCCGAAGUGUGACUCCACACACACUGAAGAUGGCAAUUUUCAACUAAACGAAAUCGUUUUUCUGGAGUACAGGGUGCGCAAAGCCUCUUGGGUGAACAUGGGCCUUUAAAGACCAUGAGCCUGUUUUCAUUAUUGCCUAAUAUAACAGUAAUAUUAUACACCUUUUGAUAACCAUUUUUUGUAGGUUGCCCUAUACUGGAGCUGUGGAAGCAUCUAGAAGAAAAAACACCUCCAUUUUGCCUAAAGUUAGAUGACUCUGCAAAACGCUUUUUGUGGAAAGGCAUUGUCCAGACCAAAGAAGUGGAGUUUUUUGUUCUUGAUGAACCCUUGGCUCAUUUAUUUGAUCCUAAAUGUGAUAGUUCGAUUGACAAAAAAAUACUUAAUGCAAGCAAUCCUCUUGAUCAGGUAUUUAUCAGUGUUUUUGGUUUCAAAUGCAAGAAAAAAAGAAGAUGAUGAAAGUGGUGCAAUUUGUUAUAUUUGAGGGUGAAGCAUUCAAACAAAAAUCAAUUGCUAUAGUCGUUACUUUCAGGAACAAAAGUCACAUUAUUUCUCUGUUGGGGGAUUUCUUGCACAAUAAAAUAAAAUUUAAAGAUGAUAUGACUUUCAAGGGAUGUUUUUUCAGUUUCAAGGUCCUUUAAAAGACAGCAAUGAGUUUAAGUUGGUGUCAGAACAAGGCAUUAAAGGUUCAUGUCCUACCUACUCUGUACGUAAAAAUGUCACACAAGAGAUACGAAGUCAGGCCAAGUAUCUGGAUUUAGAAGCUGUUUAUCAGAGGUAAGCUUCCAAGUAUCGAAUUUGUUAAAGUCAAUUCUCAAUAGUAAUUUUAGCUUUAAGCUUUUAGCCUCUCUGAUGGGUGAAAUUUUAUGCUUGGCUGCUUUAGUUUAACUUGAACUACUUGCAAAAUAUGAUGUCAUGUCUUUACCUUGUUCGAUGCAUGUUUAAGAAAUGUAAAAUGUAAAAAUAAAAGUGUUCUAGAAGUUUUAAAAUCCUGGAAGUAUAUUUCGCUCUUUGAGCCUCAUCAGUCAAUAAAAUUUUAUUGACUGACGUGGCUCAAAGAGUGAAAUAUAUUUUGAGGAUCUUAAAACUUCUAGAACUUUUUUAUUGUUUCCAUUUUGCAUUUCUUAUACUUGUAUGAAAUGUGGUAAAGACGUGAUGUCUUAUUUUGCAAGUAGUUCAAGUUAUUCAAACACAUUCCUAGUUUCGGCAUUUACAAUUUCUCAAAAAUUCUUUAGUUUAGGUACAUACAUAUGUAAUUUAUUCAAGAUGCAUUAAAAUACAAUGGAACCUCUAUUUUGCAAAUUCCUUGGUAUAAUGAGUAAUUUUGUGUACCCCAGUAAUAGUAAAAGAUAUGAAAAAGAACAAUUAACAAAACAUCGUUAUACCAAACAAAUUUUGCCAGUUGCUUGGCCUUUCGUUAUAUCAAGGUUCCACUGUAUAUACAAGGUCUAACAGUUGAAAAAGGACAUCUUGAAAGGAAAGUUAUGAGGUAACUCCCCAAAAUAAUAGUCUACUUGAAUAAAUAAAAAGUUAUGAAUAAUUUAUCAUAAUAGCAACUACAAUAAUAGUAAAAGGCCAUUCUUAGUCAAGCAUUGUGAUAAAGUUUUAGCUUGGUUUUAAAUAAUUGAAGGCAGCUAUCAGCUUCUGCCUUCAACAAAUUGAAAGCCACAAAAGUCAAAAGGUAAAUUGGCAAAAUUAACUUAAAGGAAAGUGGAAAAAAAAGUUCAAAAUCUGUUCAAUAUCAUUAUUGCUUGAAAUAAUACUUCAUAUACCAAACUAAAGAAAGAACGUUUAGUGUUAUUAGUGGUGUUUUAGAAAGAUUAACAUACAGUGUUACAGUUAUGUAUGGAUUGUAAAGCACAUUCUUUAAAUUUGUAGUUGAAAUUGUAUGUUCUUUUAUGGCUAGGAGGCUUUGAAGGAGUAAUCUACUUUCACAAUUUAAAUCUUAUUGUUUUAAAAGUGGCAUUUGCCAAGUUUUUCAUUGUACUAAUAAUUUAUUUAACUUGUACAAUCAUGCAAAGUUCUAAAAUAAACAUACUGUGUCUUGAAAUAUACAAGCACUUUUCUAUAUACAUACAUACAUUUUUUUACAUACAUACAUACAUUUAUUGUUGUUCCCUAAAACGGCUUUUUAGCACCAAUAUUACGUGUAAAAAAGAAUAAUAAUCGUCAACUUUAUAUCAUGAAUGUAUAAUAAUUAAUAUGUUAACAUAAUAUCCUUAAAUAUUCUCUAAAAAUGCACCAUUUAAAUGUGUCUGAGUUAGUUAAUGUCAUCAGGUGCUUCCUUAAUCCAUUGCGGAUUUUAACCCUUCUUUAUAGGGAAAACAACGCUGACUAGUUUCUAAGCGACAACGAGGAAUAUUUAGGUUUUUUCCGGAUUGUGUUACGGUCUCAUUUGAAACUGGUCGCAUAAAUAAUUAUUUAUUUACAAGGUUGUUAAGGCAUUUAAACACCCUUUAUUUCUAAUCUAUCUUUUGGACCUUUGUUUUUCACAGAUGGGGAGACUGCCUUGUUAUGGUGGCUUGCCAAGAGCUCAGAGAGAAAACUCUUUUAGGAGUUGACAUUGAUCCUAAUGUACCAAUUGUUGACUUACAAUACUGUUUACUGGAACACAUUGGACAGGCAAGAUACAAUGGACGCAUGCAAAGAACAAUUGCCUCACAAUAUAUGAAAAUUGAUUCAAAAACAAUCUUUCAUCAUCUGAAAAAAUUACGGAAAUUACGUUUGAUUACUAUGCAGGUGAGUAUUAAGUAGUUGUUGUCACAGCUACAGUGGGUUCAAUAGACUUUUUGGGGGAAAUUUUCAUGCAGUUUUUAUCAAGAUAGUGAUGAAUUACUGUAAAAUAAUAGAACAAUAGAGUGUAUUCACAUGACGUCAUGGCAGCCAUAUUGGUGUUCCAAAACAAUGAAACAGCGGCCAUGUUGGUGUAACAAGAUAACCCUGUGGGAAUUGAACUCUUUUUUCAUGUAAAAACUUUCUUUUGUUCAUAUAAAUAGAGGCUGGCCACAUGAGUGAAUAUGUUGUACAAUGUCUUUGCAUGCAUAAACACUUUUGUUGAUUACAACUUACUGCAGACAUCAGUACAUAAAAAACAGCCACACUUUGCUAAUGCAUAGUACUUCCCCAAACACACUGCAUACUGUACCUUCCUUUUAAAGUUACACCCUUUGUAGUCCACACUUUGGUUUGGCUGUACUGUACACUCAGUACUAAUAUACAACUUUAGGAUCACAUCUGCUAUUUUACAGAGAGGUGAAGUGUAAGUGCUUCUUUGGCAGCCAUUAUCUCAUUAACCAGUGAAACAAGUGUUUUAUUUUUAGCAUCUAGUGACAGAUUGUCUCUAUAACAGUCUGCUAUUAAAAAUGUUUGUACAGUGUACUUGAAUGUCAGAAUAUGUAAAUUUAUUUAAGUCAAUUUCUUAUAGCAAAAUGGCUGAAUUAUGUCUAUAACAUAUAAUUUUAACAAAAAUACUUAGGAAUAAGAGAUCUAAAAAUAAUUGUUUUUAUUGAUAUCAGCUUGUUUAAGUUUAUCCUGAAUUUCAGACGAUUACUUUGAGUUGUUUUUUCCUCUCAGCAACUUCUGAAUAGACAAGAUAUCCAAAGAAAUGUUUUACCAAAAUUAAUUUUGUAGAAGUUUGCAUGGAGUCACCAUGCUGGUUUCCAUCUGGAUGGGCACCAACAUGGCAGACAGAAACCAACAGAAACAAUCAUCUGUUAUAGCGUUUGGUUACAAAAGUGUGAAUUUAUUCUUCGAGGAACACAUAAACAUGAAAGUAAUAUUUAUCCUAAAAUGUGAACUGUUUAGAUACAUGUAGCAAAUUCCUUGAAAAAAGUCACUUUUUUAACCUGUAUGACAGCUUCUCUCAGUCAUUCAUGUAAAUGCUGCAUCAUGCAAAAGCUUAGAAAUUCAAGCGUACUCUACCACAAAUCAAAGAACCCAUUUCAAAGUGAAAAUUUGUAUGAAAAUUAGUUUUCACCUGCUCUAAUAUACAUCAUGAAAGAAAAAUCCCAGUAGGAUUGAUAGUUUUUUAGUUUGAAUUUUACUUGUUGUUAUGUGAAAACCAACGGUAGGUAACAUAUAGUUUAAGUAUAAAAAUUUUACUUAAAACUUUCCUGUUGCAGCAACUUGUAAUUACUACAUCUGAUCAAAGCAAACCACCUCUAAAGCUAGGCGUGAGAAACUUUACCACUAACAUAGUCAGACUAAAGAGAUUUCAUGUGCAACAACACCACAAAUAUGAUGUGCUGGCAGCCAACCUCUGCCAGCUAUUACUAGAUUCACCAAACCAGGAAUUACCACUUAUGGAUGUGCUCAAACUCUUGGUAAGCAAUUAUCAAUUAUUUGCUUUACUGUCAUGCUCUCCAGUUUACAUUAUUUACUUUUCAAGUAUGAAAACAAUCAAUGCUUAAUGACUGGUUCUGCAGAGAUCACCCCCACAGCUACUCCCAAAAUUCCGUGAUUAAGUUAUUUAACACACUCAGCACUAAGCUGAUUCUCAAUUUCCUUUGUCUUGAGGCCCUAGGCCAAGAGCUAAGAGACAAAGAAAAUUGGGAAUCAACCUAGGUCAAAAAAUUUUAUUACUUCGGCAGAGGUCACAAAUGAAAAUCUUUACACAUUUGUGGUAAAGCUGAAGAUUAUUAUGUUAGUGCCAAGUGAUUUUUGGUAAUAAUUAUCCCCUGCUGUACAGUGUAAGUAAUAGGCUGUCAAUACAGCACUUAUGUAAUAAGCAGAUUCAAUUCAUCUUGUUAAUUUACAGAGUGAGUCUAAGAGCAUGAUUAAGAGAGUAAGGACAUUUCUGCAGCAAGCAGGAUACGUGGUUGAAUCAGACAAAAGUGGAGGGACAGGUGAUUCAGGCAACAAUGAAAGCCCUCCGGAGAAAAAGAAGAAGAAAAAGGAGCCAGGGACUGUCACAACAGGCAUUAAAUUGAAGCUUGUUAAACCAUUUGUGCUAAAGAGUGCUAGCAUUUGGCAUCCUAGUGGUGACGAGGAGGAAGAUUAUGGUGAUGGGGAAGAUGAUGAUGAUAAUGAUGAUGAUGAUGAUUUUGAUGAUGAUUCUAUCAGAAACCAUGAUAAUGAUGAUGGUAUGCUACACUGGUUAUGCCUCAUAGUAAAGCUUUGUCAGUCUUUUAUAUCUUGUCAAUAAUCCAAAUUUAAAAUUGAUUGGCUACUUGUGAAAUAUUUGAUAAUAUGUUAGCCCUUUUAUUGCAGUUUUUUUUUAUUUCCUAGUUUCCCCAUUCUGUAGCCAAACAAUGACAUAUGUGGCUCAAAUAAUCAUUAUUUGACUAUGUAUAAUAAUAAUUAUUGCCUGUAUUAAAGGCUACCUUUUUCUGCUCAAUGUAGAUUAUAAUUCAAAUCUUGUUGCUGAGAAGCCUUUGUUGAACCAAGUGUAUAAUGUCAUCUGGCAGGCAGGAUCCCGUGGCUGUACUCUUAAGGUGGGUUUGUUCAGGCAUUGGAAACAUUAAAGGAUAACCUUGCCACUCGUCAUCUAACAGAAGGACAAAACAACUUACUGUUGAAGACUUUUUAACUGCUAAAGUAUUGUUAAAUGGGUAACCAAUCAACAAUACCCAUAUAUUCUCAGUGGACUCAGUUAAAAUAUAUGUCACAGGUCAAAAUGAAAUUCAGGUUAAUUUUUUUCAAUUGAGGUUGAUUCUCAAUUUCCUUUGUCUUGAGGCCCUAGGCCAAGAGCUAAGAGACAAAGAAAAUUGGGAAUCAACCUAGGUCAAAAAAUUUUAUUACUUCGGCGGAGCGCAAAGUAAAGGAUUCGCGACGCCCAGGAAUGUAUCAAAGUUACAAUUUUUUGACAAGAUUGGGCAUGCAAAGUCUGUAGGUUUUCGGUUUUAUUGGGCUAUUUGACGAAGUGAGAGCCGAAUUAGUCCGAGAUAUCUCGAGAUCACUUCGAUUUCUUUGAUUUAUUCUCAGUUUAACUUUUUCGAGGAAGAAAGAAUUAUUAUUUUGGCUUUCCGGGGGUUUGGACCGACUCACCUGUGUGACCCGUCAGAUCAGAGGAGACUCUAAGUUGAGGGAUUAGCCGAUUGCGCUACUGCGACCCAAGGUAGUUCGGGAUAUGAAAAAUAGUUAUGAAAUUAUGCACUAGUUUCGGGACAAGAUUGGGUGUGCAAGUUCGCGACUUUUCGGCUUGUGUCGGUUAUUUCAUGAAAUGAAACCGGACUACUUUGUGAUAUCUUGAAAUCACUUCGAGUUUAGUCUUUAAUUUACUCAAUAAAUAGAGGAUAUUAAGUGGCUGCGCAGAGACACGAAAUUUCUCUUCGAGUGUCGAAAAAAAAAUUUCACGAGUGACCCCUUCUUUCGAACUACUUUAUGAUGAAUUUAAAGUUACAAAAUGCUGCUCAAAGACAUGUUGUCUUUAUUGAGUGUUACGUAGUAAAAUUGCUUUCAUGCGUUGCAUGACUUUCUCGAACGUUCUCUACUUUUUUGGAUUAUUCAUGAAUAAUUGAUUAGGGCAUGUUUACAUUUCAGCAUUAGUCAGCAGAUUUGCAUCAGUUACUGAAAUCAUAAAAUAUGUCGAAAAGCUACUACUAUUCGCCCGUUUAGUAUUUUCUAGAACCUUAUGUCAAAUGGUAUACAAGUUCCAAGCGAGGUCUUUUGACAAAAUAAGUUUUUUUCCCACGAGUUGGACUGCUGUGUUUAGUCAAGUGUGACGAAGGCCGAUUUUCAAGUUCUGUGUUUACAAGUUGGCAGAAGCCGUAAGAUAUCUGAAGUUCAAGUGAGAGUUUGUUAGUAUUGGUAGAGGCUGUUUAGUUGUACUUAAGUUCAAGUCAAGUUUGUGUUGGCGGAUGCUGUGUUUUAAAGCUCUGAAAAGGCUAUGUUCCUUUGGUAUUAAACUUCCUUGAGUUAAUCUGACAUCCCUGCGUGCUGAUAGUCAGUGAAUAAUUAUCCUCAAAACAUUCGACCUCGUAACAGCCAAUUCCAUGCUCAAUGUAAUUGACUCCUUACCCAUGCCUUAUAUAUCUUUAAUCAGUGCAUGAGACUGCUAUGCUGUUUUUGAAGCCUGAUGUGACUAAGAAAAAUAGAGAAUUCUUUUUUCACUGUUUGUUUUGUUAGACUUGUUAUUCACUGCCAGUAACCUCAUAUUUGACUCACGUCUAAACGUUUAGACCCAAGUCAAAUUUAGAAGGAUUUGUAUGGAGUCAUCAGGGCAUUACUGGGCUAAUAUCUCAGCGACAAUUUGUCCCGAAAUGCUAGUUUUUGGAAAGUAGGCCUCCUGGAUGUUGCCCUUUUCAGAAUACCCUGACAAAUCUCAUAAUUUCACAAAUUAACACCUCACUCUUACCAUAUUUCAUUUCUUACUAUUCCUCGGCAUUUACAAUUAAUCAGUUCCACAACCACGAUGCCGAAGUGUACGCUCCUUAACAUCUUGUUCUGAAUUUCAUUUUGACCUGUAACAUAUACAUAUUCAUUCAUACUUUGUGAUGUGAACAUUGCAGAAAAUGUUCAUGUGUUUAGGGAGCAUUACGGUACUUAUGGUCUGCUUGUGAAUAAACCAAUUUAUGAGAUCACAAUGUUCAUAGUGUGUGACAUUAUGUUGCCUCGGACGGUUUGGAUGGUCCACCUGAGCUUUAUCUCAUUUUGCUCUUUUUGCAGAAAAUCCAAAGCCUGUGUAGGCUUCCAUUUUUUGAUGUCAGGCUUUUUGUCAAAAAACUAAAGUCUAAAAACUUAGUGCAAGAAGUUUUUGAAGACAUUGCCAAAAUAAGAGUUGUAUGGUAAGUGUUGCCUGACUUGCGUGCAUUACUUUUUGUACCAUGAGAGUAAGAUUUAUACAGUACAGCACAGCACAGCGUACACCUCUUUGCUUGUUCAAAAGAGACAUUAAUGUCUGUUUUGUGAUAUAUUUAUCCAAGGGUCCCAUGGACACUUUGACUUUGCAAACAGCAUCUUCUUUGUCAACAUAUUGUUUGGACAAUAAACAGCAUCCCCAUGCAUUCAUCUGAUUGCUUAAUGAAAUGAAGGACAACAAUAAAACAUCCAAUAAUACUUGGACGAUGACUUGCAUGUUCACUUCGUUUGUUUCAGGUGUUAAAUAAUAUUCUGUUUUUACUGAUAUGUCAAGGUUUGUGGCAACUCCAUUUGUAGAAAGCAAUACUCAGACAGUGAAAGUAAAACAAGUACAAGAUCAGCUAAAGCAUAUAGAAACAAGGGCUUUGGAUCAGACACACGACCAACAAGGAUUAAUAUCAAAAGAAAUAUCCCAACCAUCACCCAGUGGCCACCCUCCAGCUACAGCUUCUGGUUUGUCAUUUUAUUUUCAUUUUUUCUCCCUCUUUUUUUUUUUUUCAUUAUUUUUUGAUCAGCAGCACAGAAUUUCAUAUGGAACAGUUGCAAUGCACAUGUCUUUUCUCGUAAAUAAGACAGUUACAAUGUUCCCUGCUAACAUUACUCUUAGAUACAAAAAUGAAAAGGAAAAUAUAUCAGUGUGUGUUUUGCAAAGUAUUGAGCACGAUGUUAGUGACCAUUAUUUUUUAAAUUUGUAUAUAUUUGGUGGUAGUCCAUAAAUGGUGGUUUAGUCAGCUACAUUAAACUAAAAUUUUGCGACGUUUUUUAGUUGUAAAAAUACUAUAAUAAUUUUUAAGGCAAUCUUACACUUACCUUUUUAUAGCAUGCCUUGAUGUAUAUUAUAUUUAACAAAUAAUAAUUUUCUCACCAGAUUUACUGGAUGUUAGAGAAAGAAAACCAGUAAAGGGUAAAUCUCUGCUAGGUAGGAGUGAUUAAGUUUGUCUUACAUUAUAAUGUAGCCCCAGAGCUAAGUAAAUCUAUCCAUCCUAGAAAAUUUGGUAAUCACCUGACUGUACACCAACUGCCUGACCAACCGACUGACUGUCCGAUCGACCGUCCGUCUGCACCACAGGGAAGCCAAUGUUUAAUCUCAUACUUUCUAGCUAGUUUGGGAGCCCAGGUGCAACCUGAUAUUGUCCAUCCAUAUUGUGAUCAACUGGCAGCUGUCAAAACAGGGUAUAUGCUGAACAGUAUCACCUGACCUAAUCACAGGCUCAGGUAUCUACCCAUCAAGGUCAAGUAUUUUCUUGAAGUCAUAUCUGCCGACAAGUUACUAGUCUUAAAAUGAUCGCAGGCUCAAGUUCAAUUUGUUUUAAUGCAUAGGAAAUAAGUGGUGUUUAUGAGCUGCACUGGUAAAAUUUUGAUUUCAAACUGGCCUUGGACACAAAAGUUCAGCCAGCUAUAACAGGCAGGAAGGCAGUUGCUUUUGAAAUUUCUUACCAUGGUUUCCAUCAGACUUUUACGCUCUGAUUGGUCAAAGUUUAACAGGUGAGUUCAUUCACAAAAUAUAUGCAGUAUCUGGAAACUUGUUUACUGACAGAUAAGGCUGACAGAGGUUUGGGUCAUCUUGUGAUCCGUUUUUAUCUGUCUUUUUCCACUGGAUGUACAAAGUGAAAUGCAGCUGCUAUCAAGAUUCUGCUGUUGUUCAUGGCUGGUUUGUUUAUUGGCUUUUUGGUUGGGAAAUGUGCCGCUUGUCAAAGUCAUCAGAAAUGCGAUUUCGGAUGGCAUCGUUUUCAUUUUUCACUUUGCUUGCACAACUCACAGCUCGCACAAAUUUGGCGCUUGUCAAAAGUGAGAACUGGAUGUCCAUAUAGGUAAUAUCAUGCCACAUAGGAGCAGAUUGUUCUGACUGAACAGUCCUGACAUGAAAACGUUUUAUAAGGUGGUACUCAAUUCUAUAACUUUUUGUGCAAAGGAAGUGCAUGCUCCAAUUGUCCUGCCUAUUGAAUGAGUGCAAUUGGUCUUGUAAAAUGGUGAAAAACUGCAUUCUGUCCGGGGUCUGCCUCAUAGUACUGUACUGUACUCGGAUGUGAUGGAUGAAAAGUAUACUAGCACUAGCCGUUGGCUAGGAAGUGCGGGCAAAACUGCUUUCAUAUGUAGGUGAAUGCCUUUCACUGUGCAUCAUGGAAACUGGAUUGAACAACACAGUAAACGAGACUCGUAUAAUUACUUAAUUUAACAGUUUUAUUUGCAGUUGAUUAGAUACAAUAAUAGCCUGCAAUAUUUCUGAAGUGAUCAGCGAGGAAAGGCAUUUGUAUUUGAUUCACCGGCAAAGAUACAUUGAAACAGUAAUGCGUGACACAAGUAAUGCGGGUAUACAGUUAUGCACAAAGUCUUGUUAUUCUGAAUAACAAAUUUUUAGUGAAAGCAAUGUUAAUUUUCAUCAUUCAUAAGUCUUAAACAAGGUUCUUUCAGGAACUGUGAUAUUAGUUUUAUUAGUUCUUGGUCUCAGUGGUUCUAUAAAUAUAUGUUAACAUUAAUUUCCAGGAAGAUGUAAAUGCUCAUAUGAUCUAUAUUACUGGUUGUUUACAAUAAACAUUUGUUAUUACCAACACAUUUUAGCUACUGUGUGUAAAUGAUUUUCAGAAUUCUGAAUGACUUACAUUUUUUGAUAGCAAAAAUGACUCCUUGAAAGUCAAAUCUAAGUCCUUAAAUACGCCUUAAAAAGUCCUUAAAUUUAACUCUAAAAUUCCUGCACGAACCCUGAUUCAAUUGAAUACUCAAUCCAUGUUCAAUGACCAAAGGCCGUUGAUAUGCGAUAUAAUGAAACAGCUUAAAUUACCACUGGAGUUUAAGCCUUAUUAAAGCUUUCACAUGGCAGGUGACCUAACAUGCUUGAAAACAAAUAAAAAUAUAAAAACCCUAAGAAACCAUGCACCGUAGUGAAACCUGAAUGAACAUUAUACUUUACAUCGAUUUCUAGAAUUUGCUAGCACUCGUAUCUCACCAAAAACUUAUCCCACACUAAGCUGAGAUCAGGCUCUACUUUUAUUUUUCUGGGUAAAAAGAUUCUAGGCUAGCAAGGCGAAUCAAAAAGUCUCCCAUUUAGUGUAAAACUUGUGUACCUGAAUUACCUGUGCUAGCAAAUCGAAUGUGUAAUAAUGAUUGUUGCAACACUAUAAAAAAUAUAUAUAUACUACUAAUACUAAUAUAAAAUAUUAGUAGCUGGCCAAUCUUAGGUGAAAGCCAGUUGCCUUCUACUUAUGUUAAACCCUGAUAAGUGAGUAUUUUUGCAUCAUGACAUGCAGAAACAUAACGAUCAUGUCAUGUAUCUGUUUAUUAUCAUUAUGAUAAUAGAUAUUGCUUUAAGUCUGUGAUAGUCUGACCUGAGACUUUUUACGGAAUAUAUGACUGUACAAAAAAUUUAUUGCUUAACUAACGUUACAACAUAGAUGUGUGAUUUAAUUUCAAGAAAAAGCACAAAAAUAUAAUGACAUCGCAGAUUUACUAAAACUCACUUCUUUUUCCUUUGUAUUGUUUUGUUUGAAGGUGAAAGAGUGACUUACAGGAAACUUAAAAGAAGACAAAUGGUAUUGGAGUACAUGCAGAGCACAAAAGUGGUUGAAGGAGCAUUUCCAAUUCAAAAGGUAAUCUACAUGUAGCUUAAUCUAAACUACUGAAGGAAUAUUGUUUGUUAUUGUUGUAGUUGCACUGUUCAGUAUCUGUAAUUAGUGUUAUCCAGUGUGGAGGUAGUUUUUGGCCUUGUUUUGUGGUUUUACUUAACCAAUGCUUUGUUACCAACUAGCAGCUGUUGCCUCAGACAUGGUGUUGGACUCUCUUUACUUGCUUGUCAACUGUUACUGCAGUGUACAGCUUUAAUUAAUGUUAUGUUAUUAUAAUUGUGAAUAAUAAAAUAACAUAAUAGUAAUGAUGGCUACUGAAAAUUUGAUGUGAUAAAGUAACACCUAUGAAGAUCGUUUAAUUAAUAUUUUGUUAUUUAUUAUAAAAUUUUUGUCUUAAGGCUGUGAUGGCAGGAGAACAAGAAGAAGGGCUGGAAGGAAAAAUAGAUAGAAAAGGCCUUCUCAGGUAUAAUAUUAUCUAAUAUGAGUCUAAGAGGAAUCAUCCAGUCAAGCAAAUGAAUCAAAUAACUGCUUUGGAAAGAUUGAAGUAUAAACACUGAAUUGUUUAAUAUUUUAGGAUCCUUGAUGAUCUCAUCAGUGAAGGGUUAAUGAGACAACUUAAGACUGUCAUAAAUCAUGGCACUGCUUCACAAGUGGUAAGGUGGCAAGCUAGAAAGAGUGAUUCUUGUUAUUAAAUAAGGAUAUUGAUGAUCACUAUCUUAACCCCAUAUAGCGACUAUGCUAUUAAUGUUAAAUACCAAGAAUGAUUAGGUUAUAAUAUGGGUCAAGGGAAACCAGGUGAUCACCACUGGGGGAGACUAGCUACCUCAUUGUAGUCUGCAAAUAAAUAUUAACAGUUGCCUGUGAGAAUAUCAUGACCUAGCUUAAGGAGACAGGGCUAAAUAUAAUGGGAUACAUAACACUCAAUGACGGGGCAUAGAACUCUUCAUCAGAGUAUUAUGUUACCAGUUUUUUAUCUGAUUAUAUUUGAUUACCUUUGAUUAUAUUUACAUAGAUAUUGCACUCCAUAAAUUUUUGGAUUAAAUUAAUUAGUUAUCUCAGGGAAAACUUAUCAGAAUAAAUGAAAUCAGAUCAGUGUGGUGUAUAGCAUUUGUUUCUUGUAUUCUGCUGGAAAUCUGAUUCUUGCAGCAUCUUGAAUGUUAAAGCCAGUUGUGUUUUGUGUUCAGUUCAGUUCAGUUUAUUGUUUUGCCAAAAGUUGUACAAAGAGAAGAAAAUCUACAAUAUUUAAAAAGCUAUUGGCAAGGAAGCCCAAGGAAAACCACCGGGCUUAUAAGGAAUGGGCUCCCUCCCAGUUUAAAACAAAAACGUUCCUUUUCAGUGGAUGGCUUGACUCCAACAGCACGAUAAUAACUGGAUGUUAAUUACAGUAAAAACCCGCGAGUAAGAACCUGAAAAUUAAGAACCUGUUAGCCUAGAAUUUGCCAUUUAUACCCCCUAUAAACAAGAACCUGUUUAGCCUAGAAAAUGAAAAACAGGUUCUUAUUUUUUAAAAUCAUGUAAGUGAAAUGCAGCUGCAAAGCUGUGCAAAAAUCCUGUUUGGAGAAAUAGGAACUUGGCAUUGCUGUGCAAAUAAAAGGGCUAAUUUAUUGAUGUAAUUAAAAAAUGUAGUGCAAGAGGUUAAUAAUGUUGUAUCGCAUUUUGUAAUACUAUACAUCAAUAAAACACAGCAAUAAAUCAGCAUAUUAUGCAGUCUUAGGUACAGUGGUAAGCGAACAAUAUAAAGAGGAUCCCUCUUUGAUCUUAGAGGUAGUUUCUCUGUCAACCUCAAAGUUUUUGUUACAGUUAAGGCUAGGCAGCGAGGCAAAAUAUGUAAAUGUGUAUGUUAUUGUUCUUGAGGGUGGUGGUGCUGGUGUUGGAGGGGGGUGGGGAUGAUUGAAAAAUAGGCUGAUUACCAUCUUGUUUUGUAGCUUUUUUUUUUUUUUACAGAAAUAAGAACCUACCGGUAUUUAAGAUUCUAAAUAGCCUAAAAUUGUGUUAACUACCAUUUAAAUUAGAAUCUGUUUAGGCUAACUCCAGAAAAGGUCGGUUCAUACGCGCAGGUUUUUACUGCAUAGUGCAACUACUGUAACCAGGGCCACUUAGACAAAGUUGACCAAUGGGAUUACGGGAAAAUAACAAUACAGUCCAAGAAAGUUGGUCAUGGGCCAAUCAGCCACUCGUUAAAGCACAAAGUGUUACUUAAAGCACAAAAUUUAAAUUAUUGACAGCAAAAUAAUGUUUUUCAAGAGGGCAAAAUGUUUCACCAAAAAACGUUUUUCUAUUCGAAACUUUAUGUAAAUUUUAACACCCAGGAGACAUUUUUGUUUGGCACAAGCUGCUAUUUUAUCAUCUACCAGCAAUUUCAUUGCUACCAGCUGUGCUUUGCAUUAACAUCAUGACCUCAAGUAAAAAAUUAACUAACAUUUACAUUGUUUGUCUGCAUCGUUCACUCUAUCGGACCUCUCAGGAAACUUGAACUUUCUUCAGUAGGUUCAAAAGGUCACAUAGGUUGUAAUUGGUUGAUUUCAAUGCAUGUUGGUUAUUUCGAUUACAAUUGACGACUAACUUUCUCGGAAUGUAUAUUAUUUUCCUGUAAUCUGAUCGGUCAACUUUGUCUAGGUGGCCCCGGUUAUAGUAGGCACACUGUAAUACAUAACAUUACUUUUAAUUGCAGGCAGAACUUUACUUGCACCCAUCUGUGAGUAAUGGUGAUUCAGCAGUGUUAAAAGCCUUGGAACAGUGCCGUGCUCGGCUAAGAGAUGAAUCAUUCAGAAUGGCAGAGGUCAGUCACAGUUUCUUGUCAUCAAAGGUUAUGGAAGUUUCAAUAGUUUACAGUUUGGGGGCAGUGGAAUCUGCCUGAAUGUGUUACACUUGUAAUAUAAAAAUAAUAAAAAAGUAGUACACAAAAUUAAUCAUUUGCACUGGUUAUAAUAUAUAUGAAAAAGGACAAGCAUCACGUUCCUGUAGAGAGGAUUGUAAAUUAGACUGCUUGCAGUCGGUCUUUUCUCUUAAAAUCCCUCUAGUUCUUAUCUCAUCCAGCACGAUUGCAAACCACGACUUUAUUAUUACAAUUGAGACGAGAUGAGAAAAGACGGACUGCUGACUCUUUUGUAGUAAACAAACCCUCUGUCAGCCCAGAAACAGAGUAACUGAUUGGGCAAUUGCACAGCUGUUGACAGAGCAUUAACUGGUCUGUGGUGAGAUUGCAAACAAUAAAUAUAGUCACGUGUUACAACCAACUGCAAACAAUAGUGAACCAAGCAGUAAUCUCAGUAAUAAAACUUUUAAGGAUAUCUUACAGAAGGAAACUGGUGUAAAUUUCCUCAAGAGAAACGAAUUCAAGGCAAUGCUACCGGAUUUAAAGAAAGUGUAAUUUUUUCAGUUGUUUAUGUUCUAUUUAUAAAUCGUUUCAAGUUACUCGGGUUUAACUGAUUAAUUAAAUUACCUUGACAGCUUUGUUGUCCCCAGACACAACAAAAGAGUCAGCAGUCUCUUAUUUUUUCUUCUCGGGCUUAUGCCCUCGUUUCUCACGGCUCGCGUGCUUAGGUUUCGCAUGCAGUAAAAUUGCAAAGAAAAACAAGAGACUGCUCGCAGUCUAGUUUUAAAUUUUUUGUAUCAUUGGAAGUCAACUGAUGUUAUGUAAACUUAAGAAAUGCAGACUACUUAUAUGGACAGCAAAGGAGUAGAUCCAAGUGUGUGUCCAGAUUGCAGAGUAACAUGUCCUUAGGGUGGAGGUACACAGUUUGAUAUCUUUGAGGACAAAACUGGCUGCCCAUAAAAAAGAGUCUGCACACAUGAUGUCAGCCUAAUGGAGGAUUCUUCCAUAUAGGUUACACUUCUCAGCUAUUACUAGCCAUUUUUUUAGUUCUUGCUUUCUCCUUUUUUUUUAGACAUCUUAGUUAUGCAGACACUUGGGCUUGUUCUUGAGAUGUCUCUCUGGGAAGUGUUACUGUACUUUUUCUCUACUGUGUAUUACCAUUGAUAUUAUUUCCUAUCAUUAUACUGACCGACAUAUGCAUGACAUAUACUGUUACUUACCUUCUUGUUAAAUUCAACAAAUAGAGAGAAGAAAAAGCAAGGCAAAAUGAAGAGAGAAAACGUGAACAACAGUUAAGAGCAGCAAAAGCAGCUGAGGAAAAAGAGAAAAAGAAAGCUGAAAAAGAGGAAAGGGAAGUUCAAAAGAAAAUAGCACAGAAACGUGAGAAGGUACAGAUCAAAGGAAGUAUUAAUUUAUUUUUAAGUAGUCUGGUAGCUAUGUGAUAAAGUUUCUGUAACUUUUCAUGUGGAGAAAAUUAAUCUUUUUCAGGUUCCUUCUUUUAAGUAUGGCUUUCUCCCACGAUAUCCCAGAAUUCAAAUUCUGCAUGAACUGAUAUGGAAACUUGUUUAUGGUAAUGGUACUAACCAAAAGAUGUCAAGUACAGUUGAAAAUAGUCAAGUGGAAGGAAACUUUAGUGAAAAUGAUGAGUGCUUGAAGAACUUAAAACCCAUGGAAAAAGUGCUUGAUGAAUACGGCAAGCCUCUCCAGGGCUGGUUUCGUUUUUGUGACGUUUUUUCAGUGAUGCCUUUGGUGAUAAUUUGCAAAACAGUUGACAUCACUGACGAGGUAGGUGUAGGUAAUCUUGUCAUUUAUUAUUCAUUUGUUGCACAAAAGACUUGCGUUUCUGGGCACAGUAUUUGGGGCCCCUGCAGUGAGUACUCCUUCAACUCAGGGCUCAAAAUAAUGGCUGGUCAAUGGACAAUGUCCAGCCAGAAUCAUGGUAACUUGUCCAGUUCAAAACUUCACUUGCUGUUCAUGUUGACUGAUCAUGCUCUUUAUCAUUCUUGAACAAACAGUCAAAUCCAUACCUGUAAAUCUUGGUUUUUUUUGUCUCUUUGUAAAAAUAAAAAUAGAAAAUUACACAAGGAUUAGUUAACGUUUUUUGCCAAUGUUUUGACCGGUCAGAAACAAGCCUUGACCAAGCAAAAACUUCUUUGGCUGGUCAUUGUGUCUGGCCUUCAUCCAAAAAUUAUUUUGAGCCCUUCAACGUGAUUUAUUUACUCUAUUUCAUUCAUAUGGGAAAACUCCAACUGCAAUGCAGUGAACGUUUUAUUUGAGAAUCUACAGCAACUGAUAAAAAAUACUGGAAGUUACACAAACCAUCAAGUAGCCUUUUGCCAAGAUACAGAGGCCUGGCAACAUAGUACUGCUGCUGCUGCUAUGGACUUUUGUGUGCUGAUCUCUCAAGGAUAGCUGAUGAUCAAUCACUUCUAAUGAAAGGGCUGAAAAGUACAAGGUUGUGAGAAAAUGCUCAAUUGAAACUGUUUAAUUCCCUUUGUGCAUUUUUGAUGUCAUACGUCCAUUAUUAACGCUUUCUUGUAAUUUAAUGUGCUAAAGUAGAGACUGAUGAGGUCAAAAGCUUCCCACUUUAUCAACAUCCCCCCCCCUCUUAACAUGUAUGCAUGCUGAUCAUUCAGUUUUAUGAGCUGCUUUCCGCCCUUAGAUUGAAGGUUUUGAUGAGUAUGUGCUUGAUCCUGUAAAGAAGUACACUCUUCUUUGUGAUCUUCCGCUGCCCCUUAGAAGCAGAAUUACUGAACAUAGGUAAGCCAGUAAGAUAAUAUUUUAACAGUCAUCUGAACUGAGGCCCCAUUGAAGGAAUAAGCAUUAUAUAAUACGGAUUUUUUGCAGAAACUACUAAACAGACGACUACUGGACUGUGAAGCUAAUGUUUUGUUUUGUUUUCCAUUUUGUAGGAAAGUGAAAUCAGCUCCACUGGAUUUACUGGUUGUAAUGGCUCAGAUGGGUUUAAUUACCCCUUCUCUACCAUUUCCAGUCUCUCACAGAGAUGUAUGUAAUGAUUACGAUUGUUUCAGCACUUUAGUAUUUAAAGACAAAAUCCUCCAUUUUCAUUUCAGUGUUGCAAUAAUUACAAUCUAAAUGAAAACACACUUUCUGUUGUUCUACCAAACUUUCGUUUUGUUGUGGGUUUUUAUCUUCUUUCAGAUAAAGCUGUUUUUAAACAAAGGUGUUAAACUGCUGGACACAUCAGUAUGUCAGCCUGGCUGGUACACUGCUCGCCCACCAGAUGGUACGACAUCUUUUGCUGUACGUACCCAUAUGUUCACAAGCAUGGCUGCUCUACGGAGUUAUUGGAGUGACCUCAAAUGUGUCUGUCUCAACACUCCUUUGGGUAAGUGGAAAAGAUAUUGAUUACAAAUUAAUCAUUUAAGGCUUUCAAACAGCAGUGUGGAUUAAUUCUUGCCCCCUCCCUCCAGGCCCCACCCACCUCAUUCGAGUUAAAAUGAUUUGAUUUGGUUUUUAUUUAAUGGCUGUUUUCUCUGCAUUUGUAUCCUUCCCCGUUUUCUAACAUUAAACCUCGAGUCUUCAACUUUUUUAGGUUCAGUCAGUUUCACUUGAAAGUAAACAGUUGAUAUAAAUUAAAUUCCAGUUGAGACAACCAACUUUUCUGCAUACUCUGUAUACUACAGUCAAUUUGUUUGUUCGUACAUUAACAUUUUCAGGAGUAGCUCGUAAUCUGGAAGAGAAAGACAUUGAAGGUCGUAGAAAUACAAAACUAGUUUCCCUUGCUAAGAAGGAGGUCGAUGAAAACAGGGUUGAUCUUCCACCUGGAGACCAACUUGGUGCCGGAGGGCUUGACCGUCGUCUGUUUGCCUACUUACCAAAGAACUGGGCACGCCUUGUCACCUCUCUUGCACUGCAGAAAGCAGUCCAAGAGAAAGAAAGGUCAGUUAAUUGAUAAGUUUGCCUGUUGUAUAAAAUAGCGUUCCAGUUUAAGUUGGUUUAUUUUUAGUUCGACAGUGUGAUGCACUGUCUUUAACUUUGCACCCCUCGAAAAGUUUCCUCCAAACCAAAUUUGAGUCAUACGUGACAUUGAAGUAACUUAAUCUCUGGCACUUUUGGUAUACUGUUGACCCGGUGUUGAUACAUUUCUAUAUAUAUAAUUAGGACGUCAUUAUCGGCACCAUCCGUUAUCCCUGUAGCAAAGACAGGUGUGGAUACCACAAACAAGUCUGGCAGUAUUCGCGGUCCUGACCAGGGGAAGAAAAAGUCGUUUUUGAGCCUGGGAAGAGCAGAGAUGAAGAAAAAGGCAAAGCAGCAGAAAAAGAAAGUUUCGCGUAAACGAAAAGCCGAAGGUAGGUUGAUUUAGACUGUACUGACAUGCUUACAACGUAUUUAUUCCUUUGAUACAUAAAGGAACAAAAUGUUAAGUUGCUGCUGUGCACUAUAAUGAACAAAGAUGUAGUUAGCCUGUAAUUAAAAUGACUUAUCGUGUUGUACCUACCUACCUACCUUGGCAAGCAAGUCAGGCAACGUGUAAUCUAGAUAAAUAGGUUCUUGUACGAAAUAAUAGUUUUUUACAGUCAUAUAAUAUUAAUAUGAAUGUCCACAUCUUGAAGGUCACUGUGUUUUUUUAUAAUUGCAGAUGCGCAAAAAUCUGAAGGAGUGAAAAAAAUCCGAACUAAUAAAGCGAAAACGUCUGAGAAAAAGAAAGAUCGUAACACACAUGUCAGUAAGUAUAAAGCAUGGUAACUUAAUUUCGUCCACGGAACAAAAAGGGCUUAAUGGUGUCUUAAACUUAGAAUAAUCGCAAAUUGUAUCUUAUGUUUGCAAGAAAGUGAUGCAAUGAACGAACUAUGAAAAUUGAUUUAUUUUUCACUCACAUGUAGUGAGGUAAGAGAGUAAGUGCAAAGCGAAUUUCAGUUGACUGCAGACUUUGUAUCAGUUUUGUUUCAAUAUACACUCCAUAUUGCCUCAGUUUUGGACUCGCAGCAUUCUAGUAUCAGAUCUCAGAGUAACAUAUCUCACCAAAGCUGUGUGUGUGUCGCUGUUUAAAUAAAAGAGGGUCAUUUUUCCUUUGUCUUGUUUUUCUCUUUUUGUACCUUCAUUAGCUGCUGUUGAUGAAGAAGACAAGAAUAUUUUGGCAAGGAAAACUUGUGAAAGAAUCCAGUUUUCAGCCGAGGAGGACAGUUGGGUAAAUUAACGUUUUCACCUCGUAUAUAAUAAUCUUUAAAAAGGAUAUUACAAAUUUGGGCUUCCACAAAAAUUAAGUACAAACAACGGCAAUUUGCACAUUACUACAAAGAAGGUAUAAAACGGAACUAAAAAUUCGACAUAAUCAUUGUCGGGUUACCAACGCUAAGGGCGGUCAACCAUUAUGGCGUACCUCUGCCGGCGCGAAGGUAGACACACCACGAGUCAUUAAUGAACACCGCUGAGAAAAGGGCUGCUAGACUCAUUCAAAAUGGGACACUUUGGCAUGGAACUGUUAAGGUUAGCCUCUUGCAUAACUCAGGCACAGGCGACACUUCGUUAUUGUAAACAUUCUCAGCCGAGAAACCAUCUUCAAUCAUGCAACUCCUUCUUAGCAAAUUUAAAACGUACACACGAAUGCCGUGUCCCAAACGUAUGUGAAUUUCACACGAAUGAUUCCUUUAUAGUCUGAUAUGAUUUUCCCUUUCGUUUUUGAUGAUAUGUAGUUACUGCUGUUCCAUAUUGCUCUUGGAAUCAUGAAGAAAGAAUCGACUGGUUUUGGUCCAUCUGUUUAUAUGAGAAACAUUUUACACAAACAGUGUGCGGUAGGUAAAUAUGAGAAGACAAGGCGUGUCAUUCUUAAGUCGGAGGCGCCAGCGGCUGCUACUAUCAGUUAGACUUUUGUUUACCUAAUUUACCUACAUUCCCUUCCUUGCCCUUCGAAGUGACUGUAACAAAGGAUGAACGGAAUAGACGGACGGAGUAAAAAGGUUAUGUUAAGGUCUACGCUAUACCGGAUAACUUAUCAUGCCGGCAUACUAUGACCACUUGUUCACACUGCGCUGCCCUCACCUAUCCCGGCGAUAUGUGACGCCGAUCCACUUUUAAGAUGGGCGCGGCGCAGCCUCGCUCUGUUAUAAUCAUGAAGCCCAGUCAUCCGAAAUGGUUUUCUUAUCGGCGCAAAAGCUCAGUAUCCGGUAUAGUGUAGAGGUAGCCUAACUGAUUUUUGAGGCCCACAUGUUAUCCUAGUAUCCUUGGCGGCAUGUUAAUUACUGAUUUGAAGAUUUAGAAUUGUUGUAUUUUCCACUAAGUAAGUUCAAUAAUUCAGUACCGGCCAUCGUUGGUCUAACAGUAGGAAAUGGUUCGGUAAUCUCCCAUGACUUGCAAGUUGGUGCGUGUUUUCCUUUUGACGUAGAUGUAAUUCCAUUGCAAAAAAAAAAGAAAGAAAAACGUAGAAACCUAUACCCUAACCAUUCAGAUCAAAUGUCGUAUUUUAAGUGCUGUGAAUUUCUAGUUUAGUAACUUGAAAACAUAAGGGACAUGGGCUGUUCAAAAGGCAAAAUACAAGAUCACUAAUAGGAGGAAUUUAAGAGUGUGAAAUUUGGAGAUUUUUCAAUCUUGUCUCACUCGCUCCUGUCUCGCUCUAUGAGGCUACCAAACAUGUGCCAUUUACCUGGUGCAAGGACCAGUCAUUUAUUCAACCUGAUUUUAUCUUUGUUGUUUUGUAGGCAAGUUUUGAUAAAACAGCUCCCAAUAUUCAUCGCAGGAUUUUGAAACUGAUGAAGUAUCCUCAGUCGCAAAUGACUGUUAAAGUUUGUUCUGUGGAAUGUGCUCAUGAUAAGGUGCGCCUCCGGAAUGUAUUACAGUAUUUCUAUUUAUAUGCUCAAUUGAGAUUACGAGUCGGUUCGGGGCGUCUGUUAAUGCAACUUAGCCGGCAAUUGGUAAAAUAAGCGUCAAUGGCACACCAUGAAAAAAGUAUUUUUGAACUUUUUUGUCAUUGAUGGGAUGUUGUUUGAGGCUUAAAACGUUAAACUUAGUACCAGGUGAAACAGCAUCUAUAUGUUGAUUUUUUUUCUUUACUGAUUUAUCUCCAUUGUCUUAUUUAAAAUGUUGUGGAACUGUUCAUACGUUUUCAAGUUACAGUCUAGUUUGUUUUUCUCUACCAGCACAAUAUUGUGUCUUAUCACUCUCAAGCGAUGUGUUUUGCUUCUCUUCUGCAGUCAUUCCAAGGAUUUGACGAUCCAAAUGCUGAUUUUGAAAAGACAUUUAAAGAAGUAGUUAAGAGGUUAAGGCAGAAGUUCAGGUUAGUUUGUUACCUUCCCGGCUCCACAAUAUACUAUGCAGUUGUUCAGUCUAGCUGUGCAGGCACACUUCAGACAGAGUAGCACCGACUUUUGUCGUAUGAAUAUCGCAAUCUCUCAAGAUCUCUUGUGUGUGGCUAAAUAAUUUUCGCGCCUUUAUGUUACUCAAUAAUGCAACUGGCUCACAUUUUUAGAGACCUGUACAGGGUGAAAGGAAAGUCAGUUUUACAGCCUGCCAUUCGGGCAAGCUGUAGCUAAAAUGUACUAGCCCACAAGUCAUUUCAACUAGCCCCAAAACCCUUUUUGAUUAGCAGGAUUGACUUCCAUCCUUCUGUAAUUUGAAUUUCCCCGAAAAAUUCACUUGCCCGUCGGACAAGUUAAGAACAGAAUUCACUAGCCCGAAAGCAAAAUCCACUAGCCCCGGGCUGUCGGACACGACUUUCUUUGCACGCUGCCUGUAGCUACAUUUUCUUUAGUAAACAAUUUCAUGGUAAAUAAUCUACCAAAAGAGUUUUAAAAGUCUCUGCCAUAAGUUCUAAAUUCUUCGUACUUAUGGUUCCUUUUUCCUUCAUUUUUUUUUUUUUUUUUGCUAUCCUGAUACAGCACUUCAAGUUUGUCUUGGGAUGGAGAUGGCACGUUAGUUGCGUCGAUAAAAGAGCUUCAUGACAAGUACAAAGUUAAACCACUGGUUUCUAAGGAUGUAAGUUUUACUCUUGGAUUUAGCUGAAGAGUAACAUAAACCAAUGAAUGUAUUUUCAAGGAAAACAGUUGUUGUCAAAUUUAGUUAUAAAUGUAAUGUGCCACUUGUUGACAAAUUUAAACCAAUUUAGUGACCACCUCGUUUCCAAAGGAUCAUUUAGCUUUCAGGUUUUGACCAUUCUCGUAUCCCGAGGCCGCCAUCCUUUUGAUCAUGAUUCGAGUUGCGUUUACGUUGCUGACCAAAAGAAAGGCGAGCUCUGUGAACAAGAGUUUUUCUUUUACUGAGUCUGGUGCGCGUGCCUAGUUUUAUACCCAUAUCCAAUCAUCAAUUGACGAGCGGCUUGUGGUGGAACUAAGCUUUAUUUGCUUGUUUUGUUUCAGGAAUGUCUGUCAAUGAGUUCUGUGAUCAAGACUGUCAGUGAUAUUAAUAAAGCAGCUCUGAGGGAUCAGAUACAGGUUUGUAAACUAAGGCUGUUGUCCGCCAAAUAGAGCGGUCAUUUUCCUUUUUGUUUUCCCUUCUAGGUCUUUGUUUUCGGCUGGUAGGUUUUUGUUUUUGAUUUUAUAGACACCCAUUUUUGUGCGUAUAACUACUUGUUAUCUGUCUGCAGGUCGUGGCAUUUCAGGUGGUCUAAAUUAAGCCCCUAAAAGGAAAGAGGCGGAAGUGCUGCUAAUCAACGUGCUUGAUUGUUCUCUACAGAUUGCUUUAACAACACCCCGAGAAAUAUACGAUGCUUACAGAGUGUUCCAAAUGUUUAACUCUUUUACUAAGGUAAGCUUCUUUGUUAUUUUUCAGUCGCUGUCAGUGUCUACUAUUGAUCACUUUCACGGCUCUUAUUUGGGUUGUUCCUAUCCGUUCUAUUUCACCCUGUUACAUGGUGCAUCUACUAAAUCCUGGUUUAUCUUGCUGCUGCUCUUGGCGUAUCUGGCGUUUAAAUGUGGAGCUACGGUAAUGGAGUCCAGACAGACGGCCUCAAGACCCAAGGGCCCGGAUAAUUCGUUCAAAAAAUGCCCUGCAGCUCCUCCCGCUCCCGCUACCCCUUGGGCUGGAUCUGCCACUGCAUGGUGUCAUAUGAAUUAACAAAGCAUUAAGAAAAGCAAUAAUAAUAAUAAUAAUAAUAAUAAUAAUAAUAAUAAUAGUACUAAUGAAGCUGGUGCAUUUUUAGGUCCAUUUAAUGGCUCAUAGUUUUUGUCGUUAUGACUUUGCUUGCUAGCUAUGUUACACUUAUCUCGUUACACUGAUUGGUUUAACCCAGGCUACUGUUGCUUACCUAUAACAUGCAAUUAAAACUGUAACACCGAGUUAUUCCCCAUUCACGUUUCAGGUUAUGAUAAGUUUAAGAUUGCCUUUUCUUCCAACAACACUGUAAUUUUCAAAGUAGCUCACCAACGUAAUCCGUGCAUGUUAUUCCUUAGGAAGAACUUACUGAUGUGUUUAAAGAGAUGCAGAAAAACAACCUGGUCAGGAGAAGGGUAGGUUCAGUUUCUAAGUGCAAGAGUCACGCUUCCCUAACGGGUUCUCCGUUCAACAUUCAAUCCUUUUUUGCGUUCUCUUUUGGUUGUGUUUGCUUAUCGGAGGUGAAACGAAGGUUGAGUUUUAGUUACAAUACAGUUUUACCUUCCAAAGCCUAUUACAAGUUUUUGGACUGGAUAAGUGGUGAGAUGAUGACCCUGAGUAUGUUGUUGUCAUGAAGGUUUGAAUGAAUAAUUGAAUGAAUGAUUUAUUUAAUGUCGAAGACGUGGGAAGUGUUUGCACAAUCUUCCGAGCCAGAGGCUCAUGUUAAAAACGCUCGACAAACUAAAAAAUACAAAUCAAGGUAAAAUGUGAAUUAUGCAUAUACAGAUAUUAAGAAAAACCUAAAAACAUCGUAAUUUUGGGAAAAUUUUUUAAGAAACUAUUUUCUAAAAAAAAAAACCUAAGAACAUGCAUUAAAAAAAGUUUAAAACGGACUAAUCGUCAUAAAUUGAUUAAAAUAAUAAAAAGUAUAAUUAGAUAUGAUUAUAUAUCUAAGAGUAUGUAAAAAUGUAAACAUAGAUAAAGUUAUAUACAGUUCAUACACUGGCACCCUGUGAAAUUGACAUUAUUCAUCUCUGACGCACUGUAUGUAUUGUUUGUUUCUCGCUAUUCCUGUACAGAAAACAAUCGAGGAUCCUCAGAGCAGCAGUCAGUUUUCUAGGUCCCUUCCUUUUGCUUCAAUGACUUACCAGCUCAGCCCUCUGUAAGUUGCUCUCGGCUGUUUCUUGUUUUUUGUGUUACUGUAAACGAGAACAUGAGCCGUCUAUUGUCAACAAGAACAGAUUACUGCAGAAUACAUCAGUGCACAAAGUGUUCCCUGGCGCGUACAGGGGGAACCUGAACGGAUUUACACAUUACACCAUCUGUCUGCAAAGUUCUCUAACAACCAAAAAAAGGAACUCUUAUUUCUCGAGAGAAAACAGUUAAUGUGGGUUCAUUUACAUUUUGAUAGUGUUAAGUAGGACGAUGUAUGUCACACUUAAUACCUAGAGAGCCUGCCAUAAUACAUUUGACCAGAAAUCAUCAUUGUUUUGCAAUUUACAAUUAACUGUUCUACUCAGGUAUCACCGUCUGUUCUUACAAGCUUUCAAGUUGGUUACAUUGCACAAAGAUUGUGCAAAGUUCUGGACUCGGCUUGUGAAAGGAGAGCAACAGCUAUCACAGCCUAGCAACACAGCUACUGAUAGCUGCCCAGGCUCCUUAGAAGUGAACUCUAAGAAUACUUGUGGUGGAGACGUGGCUUGUUUUCUCUCUCUUCUGGCAACAAACAAGGUCAGGAAAUGUUUUGAUACCUGAAAGGAUUUAUCUCCAAAUCAUCACUUAUUGUUCGCUUCUUAAAAUAUCAAACUAAUCUCAAAAGUAGUAGUGGGCCUUGCCUCUUUGAAUAUGUGAUGUGCACCAGCGCAGCACAGAACUUCAUGUUUGCAUAGCUGAGGCUUUAGUGAUUGGGCCGGGCGCGAUCAGGCAGCCUUAGGAGUCAAUGAAGAUUCAAGUGAUAUCGGUAUAACGCAGUAAUAUGCUGAUGCCAUACGUUGAAAUGAUGAAUAGGAAACAUAUAGAACGUUUUUUUUUUUGUAUUUCACGUACGAUCCAAGAAUGUAGAAUGGUUCAAUGGCAAACGUAUUAGAUAACUUGGGAUUUUUUAUUUUGCUUUUCGGUUUUAACAAAUCAUCAUUGAUGAGAACAGAUUUUUAUCUCAUUUAAACUCAGGUGUAUGUUGAGAUGAACAUUCCUGAUACCAUCCUCAACAUGGAUGCGUCAGGAUGUAACACGAAUGUACAGCAACAAGCAGAUGAGGACACAGUUGAAGUGAGUGCGCCCAGCAUUAUAACACUUGUCGCUUAUUCGUAACUUUUCUCUCAGCAGUUGUGUUUGCCACAGCUUUUCAGUCAGGGUGAUAAAAUUCUUUUUAUUGAAGACAAGAACAUCAUUUUCCUAUUUGUAAUUGUGUUUUAUAUUACUUCAUUGCCAGGUAUCAGCUGAGGCGACUAAUAGGGAGAAUGGUGAUGUAUCACUGCAGAAGAGAAAUAACACAGAUCCUUGUCAAGUACCAAAACAAAAUAAACCAGGUGCUGAUCAUGUGUCUCCAUCCACUGUCACCUCACCACAGAGCGGGGAGAGUGGUGGAACAUCUCAGACAACUUCAUCAGUGAUGAAUAAAGGCCCGGAUUCAGUAACUCAGUCGUAUGUUAUCACAGAAUCCCCCGAAAGAACUGACUCUGGUCCAUCAACACCAGUGAAGGAAAAACCAGAUAAACGUAAACUUUUAACCUUGAGUGUACCUUCCUCAACAGUGGCAAGAUUCACCAGUCCUUACGAUCUUGCAUCUGCGAAGGAAAGUGGUGACUUUCUGAAAUGUUGCCCUGAGACUUGUGACGUGGAACUCAACACUUCUGAAGUCAGAAAAGUAACUACGGUUCCAGUCGCAUCUCUAACAUACAACAGCUUCACAUCCCGAUCAUCUAGAACAGCCCUAAUGUUAGCAAGGGGCGGUAAGGAUCCCUAUGUAUCUAUUAACCAGCUGCCAGCCAGGCCUUUCAAUACACACGACUUUAUGACUUUAUAUCACAUCAAAAAUGUUGUUAGAUUAAAAGAUGACAGUGAUGGAAAAGUGCAAAAUGAAGCUGACGCAGAAAGAAUUACAAGUUCUGAUAAAGAGCCUGGACGAGGAGUUAGAGUAACAUCAAGCAAAGUGACAAGUUUAGGGAAAACAGCUCCGUUGAGUCAAGACGCAGUUAAUGAUGCUGUCACUUCACCUGUUAUUGUCACCAAGAGUGAAUCAAUAGAAGAGUAUUUGCUUCGGAUGAAAACGGGGUUGGUUUUUAGUGAAGUGGAUACUGCUUUGUCCAGAGAUAUUCACCAUCUUGUUGACGAGCGCAGAGAGUUUGGUUUUCCUGUGGUUCAGUUACAGGUAGGUCAUUAGGACCUGAGGCAUGUCUCAGUUCAGUCUCGCUGAACAUCAAAAGCUGGUUUUUUUUUUAAUUAAUUGACCUUGAUUUGUUUGAUGUUGUAGGAAAAAUUCUAUAAGAGCCAUGAGCAAGACUUAAAAUCAUCACAGUACUCAUUAGAUGAACAUGUACAGUUCUUGUGUGCAGCUAAACAGGUACCUGAAACACUAGACUUACUGAAACGUGGAUGAAAAUUUUUUUUUUUUAAUAGCGUGUGCACAACCUUCUGAGCCAUGAGGCUCAUCUUAAAAACUUUCGACACGCUGGUGUUAUACGGAAACUAUGAUACAUAAAAGUGAGCCUUUACAAAUAAUCCUAUAAUCAUUUUUAAAAAAUCUUUGCCAUGUUUCAGAUGUACAAAGUCGGCUUUUAUGAGAUUUGUCUGGUUACUUCAAGCUUCGUGAAGCCGUGGUGUGUAACGUUACUCAAGGUAAAAAAUUUUUUACGUUAUUUUCUUCUUUGUUCCUUGUUUUUUUGUAACCCUCCAACUUUUUCCGUCCUUCCGUUUCGGUGCCACAAAUGGCGCGAAGAAUUUAGUUUAGUUUCCGGCAGUGAAUCGGACAAAUAUUCAGUGUUUUCAGGCAAAUCGCUCAUUGUUGCAGUAAAAAAUGUCCAAAACCAUUAAGCACUACCAAUCCAAUCAUCCAAUCGCGGCGGUGUCAACUUUGGUUUAUACCGUCACCUUUUCCUUCUGCUAUCAUUUUCCUAAAAUUGGUGUUUGUAAAUAUGUAAAUGGAACAAAUUUGUUUAAUAAUUAUCGUCUUUAUUUGUAUUUUAUUUAGCCCAAAAGCAGUUCCAAAGAAGCCCCAAGCGUGAUAGAUGUUGAGUCAUCAAACAGCAACGACGAAGAGGCGGGUGAUAUUACGUCAUACGAAGAAAAAACAGAAGUUAUUGGACAGGAUAAUACUGGUUUGGAAAUAACAGGAAUUAUCACAGAAGAUGCAAACACGUGUGAGGGAGACCAGCCGCCUGCUAAUCCACAGCUUAGUACGGAAUGCAGUGCGUCGCCUUCAAUUGAUUCGAAAGGAGCUGAUGGAGAUAACGAUGACAAUACAAAAGACGAGAAUGAAACAACCAGUUUGUCCUUUGAUCCAGUGGCUGGUUUAUUAUCCAAACAGACGGAAACGUCAGGAGUGCAAAAGAAGAAAUCCAAAGAUAGGUUAGUAGCAACUAUACAUAUCGAUCAACGCAAGGAUACAGCUCAGUUUAAAUACUCAUCCGAGUCGCUGAACAGUAAACGAAAAAAGCUCGUGGAGAAGAGGUCCAUACAGAUUUUCGUUCGAGGGUUACACAGACACCUUUCACCCAUACCUACAAUAAAAACCUAGUGAAAAGCAUGAAGGAUUCGAUCAUUAGCCGUCGCAGAAGCAAUUGGCGAUUAUGAAUGGUUUGAAGAGGAGAAGAAAAUAAGCGCCAGGGCUCGAUAGGACUGCGUAGUUAAGACAUCGUAUUGGUAGCCACGCCAGACCCCUUUUCCAGCCUUUCGUUUGUUUUUCCAGGCUAUCCUGUAUUGAUUUAUACGCAAGACACGGAACGCGUGUCGUGUCGUGUCGGUGGCUAGUGGUGGGUAUUUACCUCGUAGCUAACGCGGCCUCGGCAAAUAACCACCACUAGCCACCUCCACGUCGGUGAAUAAUUUUUAUUUAUGUGUAUCAUAUUUAGCCUUUCUGACCUCGUUUGAAAGUAAGAAUUCUUUUGUAUUUUGCAAAUGCUAUCAUACAUAUUUAACAAUUAUUCCACGAGUGCGCGUUGGAUAUGAGAUGGUAGAUACGCGCCUCAUCUCAUAUCCGCCAAGCGCGAGUAGACGAGUACAGUUACCACAUUUGCUGAGCACGGUUAUAAUGGCUCAUAUGUCAUGAUGGCUAAGCCAGUCAGAGCUCUAGAAUUGCAUUAUCCAAUGAUUCAGUUUUUAAUAAAAAAGAAUAUAUUAACAGGCGGCCAUUAUAACAGAGGUCUAUACUUGACUGGGAAAAAGCUUGAUAAUUGAUAUUCAAUAUGUUGCAGGAACUUUGACCGCUACUCAGUGGUUUGUCGUCCGUGGAUCACAAUUGAUGGCACCUCAAGUAAGCACUUACUGCGCAUGUUCAGGGAAAUGGUACUUAUGUUAAUUCUGGACAAUCCCGGCAUUCCAGAGGUGAGUGGUAUGAGCAGCGUGCAAACAACGGUGAAACUGAUCGGUUCCUAACGUGAAACAUUCGUCUCCUGCACUGAUGCGAUUACUUCAGCAUGAUAAGAUUGUCAUUUCUCCAGGUGCAUUUAUCUCACUGGUUACGUCUGUUGAUUAUCCAACAUCGCCACAGCCCCAGCCCUUACACUUUCAUGUCUGUCCACCAAUCGUAACUUCCAUGCUAAUAUUAUCUGGAUCUCCAAACCUACUGCCUGGGUCCAGAAUGCUCUUUCAGUGUCCGACCCUUAAGGUCUCAUGGGUUUCUUGUCAUGGUUUCCUUCUCUUGGAUGGUUGCCAGGGCUACGAAGUGAUUAGACCAACGAUUCAAUAAUCAAAAGUUGAAAUUUUUCUCUUGUCAGGCUACUUUCUCUCUUUAUGUUUCACGGCAAAUCCCUGCGUAGUCCCUAGGCCUCAUUUUUCCGCGCUGCCUGUGCGUUUCGAAAUGUAUUGACCGAAAAGGCCUGGGAAUACACCGUACAGUUGGGUGGAAGUGGACUGAAGGAGUCACUCGUUUGAAUAUUUUUUAAUAGUACUUGAGAUAUUUGUGUAGUCAUGUCUCGCCUGUUAUUACACUGUAACGAUUUUCCAUUUUGGUUAAUGACUAUCAACUUUUGCGUUGUCGCAUUCCAAUUUUUUUGUUCGCGAUGAUCGAUGUGUAAAAAAUAGAUAGUGAACUGGGGCCCAUUUCUCAAAAUGCCCGCUGACUUUUCGGGCCCGAGGGCAAAUUUUAAAAUCAAACCUGUUGAAUAGUAGCACAGUUCCUAGCCUACAAACCAGUCAGUUUUGCUUUGUUAAGUUAACUAAUAGUUUCAUUUAAUCAUUACUCUGUUCUUGAAUGCAAACUUGGCAAAAAUUAAACAGCUUUCCGGGCCCGGAAAGUUACAGGGACUUUCAAGAAACGGGCCCCUGGUCUCCAAACAUCUCUUAAAAUACAAAAAAUUGAGUUCUGCAAAAUAUCACCAUUCCAAGAUCGCGAAAUUAGGGCCAACAAAGCAGCACAUCCGGGUGAUCGAGCAAGUGACGUAAAAUCUAAUCUAAACUGUAAACCAGCAGGAAAAGGAAGAGAGCUCGUGUAGUUGCAGCCUCUAGCUGGCAUAUUCUCCUCUUCCCCCUUAGGUAGUUAUAGGUCGCACCUUUAUCAGUUUUGUGUUCUUGGUAUGUACAGGGUCAAAUUGCUAAACAUGUGUUUGAAGCACUACGGCCUGCGGCAUUACAGGAUAUCCUCCAGGUAAUUUAGUCACCUCAUCCUACUCAACAAGGUAUUGUUUGUAAGUGAACCAAGUACUCUAAAGAACAAUGCAAAUUCUGACUGUCUGUAGUAAUUGUCGUAAAUUACGUUCAACGUGGUCACAGUUUUGGUCAUCACAUUCUCCCCAACAUGUCGAGGAGCCUUCCUUGAAGUUCUCUUUAUACUUAUAAGAGUUUGCGGAAGAAGUAUCAGUCUCUUCACUCAGCCUGCGCUCAGUGCAGUGCCGAGUGUCACAAUUUUUUAACUGUUCUAUAUUAUGUUUAUUGUUGUAAUACCCACUUCAUGAUGAGCAGCAGCAUUAUUCAUCUAAACUGUGUCUGAUUGAUCUUCAACAUCCCUUUUUUGUAUCUUAGAGUCUUGUUCAGGAUGGCUGCAUCGUUAAACACCUAAAGCAAGUGCCACCAAAGAUGGCUCUUUUCAGUCCGUCGAAACGGCAAGGUAAGCUGAGGCUUUGAAUAGUUAUACAUCGGAUAAGCGGAGCUCCACGCGCGCGCCAUCUAUCCAUUUGCUUGGUGGUCACGUGACUGCACGUCCUUCCACCCGUCCGUCCGUACCUCAGGGCAACCAAUGUGAAAUCUCACACUUUCUUGCUCUUGUGGGAGGUUGCAACCUGAUGUACACCAACGCUGUGGUCAAUUGACAGCUGUCAAAACAGGGUAUCCGCUGUCCAGUAUUACAUGAUUGAUCGUGGGCUCAGGUGUCGACUUAUCGUUGUUGGGUGUUUCUUUUUAAGUUAUUUAAGUUACUAGUUUUCAAAUGAUCGCAGGCUCAACUCCAAGUGGAUUUCUUUGCAAGUUUGUUUGAAAUGAAUUAUGAAUUUAUUAACGGGACCGGAAGCUCCUAGCCCGUUGGCUUAAUCUGCAUAUUAAUCACAUUAUUAAUUAGCAAUCUUCUUACUAUAGCUAACGUUUGGGAUUAUUACUUUAUUACUUUACAGAGCCAACUACAACAAUGGCUUACUACACGCCAACAGUUAACUGCAUUUUUAACUUGGCGACAAGCAGAAAGACAGGCUAUACGUGAUGUCAACCGGCUCCCGUAUAUUGACUUCGUAGAGUGAGCCAAGACAGGCAUUGCUGUGUGCAAGGCCGACAUACUUUUUGAGAUGAUAAAAACAUGUUUUAAUAAUUGUCAGAUUUUAGUUACAGAGAG